Molecule: messenger RNA, 1170 nt
Organism: Pimephales promelas (fathead minnow)
Lineage: Eukaryota; Metazoa; Chordata; Actinopteri; Cypriniformes; Leuciscidae
Source: RefSeq, a predicted model, not a curated record
CUCUGGGAUACAGGAAGUCGCUUGCCACUGUUCUCACUAACUUAGCCCAUCAUCUGCAACUCUUCAGCGAGUGUACCUCAAGACAUAUCUCUGCUGCAGGAAUCCACGAAAGACUAAACGUAUCCACUGUGAAGAAGGAUGUCGUCUGGAGCUCUGUUCCCCAGCCUGGUCUCUGGCUCCCGCAGCUCGUCCAGUAAAUAUCUGGUUGAGUUCCGGGCUGGUAAAAUGAGCCUGAAGGGCAGCACUGUGACCCCGGACAAACGCAAGGGUUCCGUGUACAUCCAGCAGACAGACGACUCGCUCAUCCACUUCUGCUGGAAGGACAGGACCUCUGGGAAUGUGGAGGAUGAUCUGAUAAUAUUCCCAGAUGACUGUGAGUUCAAGCGGGUCAGUCAGUGCACGACAGGACGCGUGUAUGUGCUGAAGUUCAAGGCUGGCUCUAAAAGGCUGUUCUUUUGGAUGCAGGAGCCCAAAACAGAUAAAGAUGAGGAGUACUGUCGCAAAGUCAACGAGUACCUGAACAACCCCCCCAUGCCAGGCGCUCUGGGCAGCGGAGGAGGUGGUGGACAUGAACUCUCUGCACUUGGUGGAGAAGGUGGCUUGCAAAGCCUCCUGGGAAAUAUGAGCCACAACCAACUCAUGCAGCUGAUUGGACCAACAGGACUGGGUGGACUUGGUGCUCUGGCUGGUCCAGGUCUGGCCAGUUUGUUGGGCAGUGGAGGUCCUGCUACCAGUAGCUCAACCUCGAGCUCCCGCAGCCAAUCGGCAGCCGCCACUCCCUCCUCUGGAUCCACCGCACGCCUCAGCUCCACCCAGGCGCCCACCACACCCGUAACCCCUGCUGCGACCUCCACCGGCUCACCCACGGUGACCCCCACCACCCCUGCAGCCCAGACCCCCUCCAUACCUGCAGCAGGACCCCCGUCCAGCACACAGCCCAUCCAGCUGAGUGACCUCCAGAGCAUCCUGGCCACCAUGAACGUUCCCGCCAUGGCCGCAGAGGGAGCGGGAGUGGACCUGGCCAGUGUGUUGACCCCUGAUGUCAUGGCUCCUAUUCUGGCGAACCCUGAAGUGCAGCAGAGACUGCUUCCGUACCUGCCAUCAGGAGAAUCCCUCCCACAGAGCGCCGACGAGAUCCAGAACACACUGACCUCUCCACAGUUCCAGCAG